Messenger RNA from Brassica oleracea var. oleracea, 1936 nucleotides. Its product is annotated as auxin response factor 11-like. Gene Ontology annotation, cellular component: nucleus. The record is from RefSeq and is a predicted model, not a curated record. Gene Ontology annotation, biological process: response to hormone; regulation of DNA-templated transcription. Gene Ontology annotation, molecular function: DNA binding; protein binding. The transcript has 12 exons. The coding region runs from base 137 to 1834 and encodes 565 amino acids. Lineage: Eukaryota; Viridiplantae; Streptophyta; Magnoliopsida; Brassicales; Brassicaceae.
UCUUCUUAUUACCCUUCCUUGAGGCCUCCUGUCUUCUUCGUGGGUUUCUCUGAUGGGUUAGUUGCUUUGAGUGUAUUUUGAUUUUAGUCUCCGCGGUUGGUUUUUAUUUGCUUGAAGAAAAGCUUGGAUUGCUUAGAUGGCAAAUGUUGAAGAUGAUCAUUUGUACAUGGAGCUGUGGAAAGCUUGUGCAGGGCCACUUGUGGAAGUUCCUCGUUAUGGCGAAAGAGUUUUCUACUUCCCUCAAGGUCACAUGGAACAAUUGGUGGCUUCCACUAAUCAAGAAGGAGUUGUUGAUCAAGAAAUACCUGAUUUUAAUCUUCCUUCAAAGUUACUCUGUCGUGUUCUUAGUGUCUUGCUAAAAGCAGAGCAUGAAACAGAUGAGGUUUACGCUCAGAUCACUUUACAACCAGAGGAAGAUCAAAAUGAACCAGAAAGCCUUGAUCCACCUGUAACCGAAGCUGCUAAACAAAGUGUUGAUUCGUUUGUUAAGAUUCUAACAGCUUCUGAUACAAGCACUCAUGGUGGCUUCUCUGUUCUUCGUAAACACGCUACUGAGUGUUUGCCUUUACUUGAUAUGACACAACCUACACCGACUCAAGAACUGGUAGCUAGAGAUCUCCACGGCUACGAAUGGAGGUUUAAGCAUAUAUUCAGAGGGCAACCGAGGAGACAUUUACUUACAACUGGUUGGAGUACAUUUGUAACCUCAAAAAGACUUGUUGCUGGAGAUGCAUUUGUGUUCUUGAGGGGUAAAACUGGGGAUUUACGAGUUGGAGUGAGACGUUUAGCUAGGCAACAAAGCACAAUGCCUGCAUCCGUGAUCUCGAGUCAGAGUAUGAAUUUGGGAGUUCUUGCUACAGCUUCUCAUGCUGUCAACACAAAAACUAUGUUUGUUGUCUUCUAUAAGCCUAGGAUAAGCCAAUUCAUAAUAGGUGUGAACAAGUAUAUGUCGGCGAUGAAGAGUGGAUUCUCUACUGGUAGAAGGUUUAGGAUGAGAUUUGAAGGAGAAGAGUCUCCUGAGAGAGUAUUUACUGGGGCGAUUAUUGGUAGUGGAGAUAUAUCUCCUCAAUGGCAAGCUUCAAAGUGGAGGUUAUUGCAGAUCCAGUGGGACGAGCCGUCUUUGGUUCAGAGACCAAACAGAGUCUCACCGUGGGAGAUCGAGCCUUUCUCACCAUCCAAGCUAACCAUUGAUUCAUCAGUUUCAGAAAUCACAGGGAGUCCUGUCGCUUCUAAUUUCUUGAGUAGCUUCCCGCAAAGCCACGAGGCUAACCCAUCACUCAAACUGUUGUUUCAAGAUCCACCAAGUGGUUUACAAUGCAAGAAAACAGAGACUUCGGUCACAAGCUGCUGUAGGUUAUUUGGAUUCGAUCUCAUGAGCAAGCCUACUACUACUCCAAGUCCUCUUGGCAAGCAAGUAAUAAGCAUGGAUUCAAAUAACUCUGCUUCUACCAAAUGUCAAGAUCUUAACUCGCAUCAGAAGCAACAAACAUCAACAAGAAGUCGAAUCAAGGUGCAAAUGCAAGGAACAGCGGUUGGACGCGCGGUUGAUUUAACGUUGUUGAGAUCAUACGAUGAACUACUCAGUGAGUUAGAGAAACUGUUUGAGAUUGAAGGAGAGCUUAGGCCUAAAGACAAAUGGGCUAUUGUGUUUACAGACAAUGAGGGAUAUAUGAUGCUUGCAGGAGACGAUCCAUGGAAUGAGUUCUGUAAAAUGGCGAAGAAGUUAUUUAUAUAUUCGAGUGAUGAGGUCAAGAAAAUGAGCUCAAAGUCAUCGUUGGAUGAUGAAGGUACGAUCAUCAAUCUGGAACCGGACCAGAGGAUAGCUAACCUUUAGUUACGAAGAAGUUCUGGGUUUCUUCUUCUUUUUGGUUGGAAUCACGAAGUUAGUUGGCUUUGUUUUUUCUAAGUGAAGUUAAUAGGUGGAAUGCUAUUUUAA